This is a messenger RNA of Patella vulgata (common limpet), 2153 nucleotides long. RefSeq names its product inositol monophosphatase 1. The transcript has 9 exons. Gene Ontology annotation, molecular function: inositol monophosphate 1-phosphatase activity. The record is from RefSeq and is a predicted model, not a curated record. Bases 152 to 991 code for a protein of 279 amino acids. Lineage: Eukaryota; Metazoa; Mollusca; Gastropoda; Patellidae. Gene Ontology annotation, biological process: signal transduction; phosphatidylinositol phosphate biosynthetic process; inositol metabolic process.
UGUGCACUUAAAAUUGUCAAACUCAGCCAUGAAAUAAAUUGAUUGGAAUUAACUGUUUCAUCAACACAUCAUACUUCCAUCAAUUUGUGACUAACUUGAGACUGGUCAAAGUCAAGGCUAUUUGAUUAUUAUCUAGAUUACUUCUAACAAAAUGUCUGUACAGAUACUAGAUCACCAGCUUGAAGAUUAUUUUAAUACAGCUGUUGAAUUAGCUAAAAAAGCGGGACAGACUAUUAAAGAAGCUUUCUAUAAAGAGAAGAAUGUAGAUACAAAACAAAGUGCAGCUGACCUGGUAACUGAAACAGAUCAAGCUGUUGAGAAAAUGGUUCAAGAAAUAAUUAGCCAAAAAUAUCCUACACACAAAUUUAUUGGAGAAGAAACGGUGGCAGUUGAUGGAUCUUCCUGUACUCUAACUGAUGAUCCAACUUGGAUAAUUGAUCCAAUUGAUGGUACAACAAAUUUUGUACAUAGUAUACCUGAGGUCUCAUUUUCUUGUGGUAUAACAGUAAAUAAAGAGGUAGUUAUAGGUGUUGUAUAUGUGCCUAUAUUAGAUCAGAUGUAUACAGCUAAAAAAGGACAAGGAUCAUUCCUCAAUGGACAUAAACUUUCUGUUAGCUCAGUUACCGAAUUAAAACAAGCUGCAUUGAUAAUGGAGGGAGGAAGUUCCAGAGACCCAGAUAUAUUAAAGGCCAAACUUGAUAAUUUAAGAAAUGUUUUAACAGCUUCUCAUGGUAUAAGAGCAUAUGGAUCAGCAGCUAUAAAUCUAUGUAAGAUAGCUAGUGGUAUAUGUGAAGGAUAUGUAGAAUAUGGUAUACAUUGUUGGGAUAUUGCAGCUGGUUUAUUAAUAUUACAUGAAGCUGGUGGUGUAGUUAAAGAUACAACUGGUGAAGAAGUGGAUAUCAUGAGAAGACGUAUAACUGGUGCAUGUUCAGUAAAUAUUGUAAAUCAACUUGUACCAUUAUUAACACAGUUAGAUAUGGGUAGAGACUGAAUCUUUUACACUCAAUUCAUGGCUAAAGCAACAUUCAGAUAUCACACGACUUUCUGCCAUUUAUCUAUGACAACUGCCUUUUAUAAAGAUGCAUUAUGUAAGAGCUAAAUCUGGCUAUUGCAGGUCUUUUUUCUGGCUUCAAAUAUUAUAUAAAUUUUUAUUUAGAGAUUUAUUUACAUGACAAACCCAAGAUAUGGAUUGGACCAUUCGUGCCAUUUAAUCGGUUUAAAACGUUAAAAAUGAAAAAUCAAGAUUUUGUUUAUUAUCGUAGCAAUCAAUCAAUGACAAUCAAGUGAAUCAAGACGACGCUAUUCCUGCUAAAACUUCAAACAUUCAUACAUCACUCAGAAUAAAGUAAUUUGACAAAAAUUUACAAUAUAUUCAUUUUUCAUUAUCUAUUUUUUAACUAUUAUAGCGAGAAUCUUACAUAAUGCAUCUUUAACCAAUCUGAUCAUUACCUAGGACAAUGCCAUAUGGCAAUUUAAUGGGUAUAUUAAAUUUUACAGUAUCCAGUCAAUUCAUAGAUUGACACAACAAAUAAAAUUUUGAUUAUAAAGUAAAAUGUUAGAUCAUCAAUAAAAUUUUAUUAAGAGCACCUCCCCCAGACACAUCGUCGUUAAAGUGUCAAAAGGGUGUAUCUUGGGAAAUUAGUCAAAUACACUUUUUUACAUCUUUAAAAUCUCCUAAUUAAUAUGCACAUUUCUGUCUAAGCUGUUGUGUAUCUUUAUGCCAAUUAGAACUAUUCUGGGUAUCAUGUGUCCAAAUGUUGUAUCUUGAUUUGUGGAAAUUUUGAAAUGCAAAAAGUUCUAUUUCUUAAUCUUUAGAAAUGCAAAAAGUUCUAUUUCUUAAUCUUUAGAAAUGCAAAAAGUUCUAUUUCUUAAUCUUUAGAAAUGCAAAAAGUUCUAUUUCUUAAUCUUUAGAAAUGCAAAAAGUUCUAUUUCUUAAUCUUUUGAAAUUCUUAGAUACACCCUAUUGACACUUCACCCACGACAUACUAUUACCGGUAAUAUAUAGAAAUAAAACAGCAGUUUUAUAAAUCACUGUUAAUAUGUAAAUUGUCUUCAUGUUGUUCUAUUACAUCUAGUCAGUUUUAAUUUCACAAGAUUAUGUAUGUCUCUUAUGAUUUUUUAAUUGUAUAUUUAUAUAGAAAUAUGAAAUCCAA